Messenger RNA from Orussus abietinus, 8592 nucleotides. RefSeq lists its product as uncharacterized. NCBI's taxonomy places the organism in Eukaryota, Metazoa, Arthropoda, Insecta, Hymenoptera, Orussidae. Gene Ontology annotation, molecular function: DNA binding; chromatin binding. Gene Ontology annotation, cellular component: chromocenter; nucleus. Bases 914 to 7426 code for a protein of 2170 amino acids. The transcript has 10 exons. The record is from RefSeq and is a predicted model, not a curated record.
CUGGUCCGUGCCGAAGAGUGUGCCACACAGUGCCGAACGUUCCUAUUUACUCGAAAGUACUCGCGUAUGACUUUGCCGAGUUCGGGCAGGAGAAGAGAGUUGGCGAGUCCGAAGGAGCUAUGCGUGCCAGGUGUCGCGCGUCUCGAGAGUCGGUAGCAACGGGCCGCGCAUCGAGGAAGACGCCGGAGAGCCAGAGAAGAUCCCGUAAAAGAGAAGUACGUUCCGUGCGCAGGUGUCAGUGGUUUUGCACGCGCGUGCACAUACAUGCUCAAUGAACGUACUCUCGGUCCUCCGUCGCUUCGCUCCCCUCCAUCCGUCCUUGGGUAAGGUGGCUCGGACCGAGUCGGUGCCCUAGGAGACGUCGUCGGAGCGACGGGUUUGGUUAGGAAGUAUGGGAGUGCCGCCGUCGUCGUCGUCCUCGUCGUCGUCGUCUUCGUUCACUUCCUUGGCGAGGUAGAGGUCCUGCGCGCGCGUCCUGCUCGUGUCGUUACGCCGACGAUAACACCGACGUAGACGACACCUCUUCCCUUUGGCUCGGUCAAGGAUUUUUGUGCCCUAGGUCCUGUUGCAGCUUGCCUCGUCUUGCCUCUUCUUGAGUGCCGGUCGGGCCUGGGUCUAGACGGAUUUGGAAAGGACGGGAGCGACCUUGGAGUCUACCUCGUAUUCAAGGUUUCUUCCUCUUCUCUGGUACCGGGCCGUCCAACGGAGCGGACGCUACUUUCAAAGCGAUGGAAGAUCCCUGACGAGCCUAGGUUGCUCAUCCGAUAGAGCGGAUUCGACGAAUGCGGCUUUUCAUCCGUUGCAGGAGCUCAGAGGAUGCAGAGGCCGCAGGACCCGGAGACUCAUUGGCGGUGUACGCUGUGGGCACCGAUGAUGCCGUUGACGCGGCACUCUACCCCGCUAGAUCCGGACCAUGGCUGGCAAGUCUGAGCAGCCUUCCGCUCGCUCUACUCCCCCGUGCCAAAAUCGUGGUCGACAGACGGUGCGAGAUAUCCAUCGGAGCGGUGUUCCAGUCUUCAGAUCGGGGGAGCACUUUGCAUACGCGGCCAAGGCUGGACACGAUGAUGCAGCUUCUACCGUACAUCCUGCUGCAAACAUUGGUAUCGUCGCUGAUACAAUGGGUUAUCAGUCGCCACAGUCCGAAACCUACACCGACGACGCAUCGCCUCGAGUGUCCUGCGUGGAUACCGGAAGCGGGAACGGAGACGGCGACGGAUGCGACGCCGACUUUGACGCGGAGACGGAGUCGGAGGUCAAAAGGAUCGACGACGACGACGACGACGCUCGUUGCCGAAUCGCGAAAACUCUCGAUUACUCCGUCGGUUUCGAGGUUCCGAGAGACCGCGGCGAGGCGGGGCGCCCGUACUCCGUCGGAAACGUAAAGGCCGACCGCGGCGAUCGCGAGAAGCGCCUUCAAGGCAAGGACGAUGGCGAGAGGACCUACGCCCUCGAAUUUGCCGAUCAGCGGCAGGAGGUUCCGAUCAACGGCUACGCGGCCGAGACGGAGCGGAAUUCGAUCGACGCGUUCAACGGCGCUUUGCUGAGCUGCGAGCCGUCGCUCGUCUCGCGAGUUUGCCCUCCGCGGCCGAGAAUACCCACCGAUCCCGGUGCCGACUGCGGCGUGGACGUUUUGACCGGGGUCCGUGGCGUUGGCGAUAACGACGGCUACGGGAAGAGGUACCUCGCCGGGAAGGAUCCCGUCCGCGCGAUCGAGACCUUCCCCCUAGUGGUACCUUCCGGAGUUCCUCCGGAUCCUCGGGCGGGAUAUCGCCCGAUAGACGAUUUGGCGUCGACGGAGAACGUCGGAACGAAGGCGCGCCCCGAAAGCCCGAGCGGGGAAGUCGGCUUCGGAAGCUACCGCGAUGACAGCCGGAGAAACGCCGAUCUCGUCCUCGGCGGUCGCUGCGACUCGGCUCGGUCGGAGUACGACGGCUUGAGCAGCCCCGAUAUCCUUGGGCCCGAGCAAAGAGAUGAGCAGGAAUCUGGUCGCAAUCUGUGCCGGUCACAUGACGCGAUGGUCAACGGCUCGGGGGCGCAGCAGGCUGCGCGCUCCGUCCCAAGGAUGGCCCCGCAACGCGCUCCUCUCUCGACCAUGAGAACCACCGACUUCCCCGCGACGCAGCGGAAGCCGCAACCGACCGUCUCCACUCCUCCGGGAUGGAAGCGAAUUUGCACCAACGAUGUCAUCGUUUACGUCAGCCCAAGUAGUACAGCGCUGGGAUCGCUGGAUCAGCUAAAAAAGUACCUGACGACCCCGGGAACAUGCAAGUGUGGCCUGGAGUGUCCUUUUAGGCCCGAACGAAUCUUCAAUUUCGAUCCAAAGGUAACAACGAGGUCGUGGGGCGCAGAUCAAGAAAGAACGCAAGAAAUGACCAAGCUCUGUAACCAUAAGAGGAAAUCUUUGUUAUCCGGUAUAGUGGUCAAUUCAGCGGUUCCAUGUACUUCCAGUAUUUCUACCGGAUCGUGUACAUCUCACACGUUACACGAAGUCGCGGACUCGCCUACGUCUCCUAGUAAGGUGUCAAAAGAUGGUUUGAGCAACAAGAAGAAGAGGAAGCUUGGAACCGCGGAAGGUAUAUGCUCCGAAAUAUCUGUUCCCAACAAUGUUACGCGAGAACGGAUACCGACCGAUUCGGCAGCUUUGCAAGUUCACAAUUCACAAAGCUCGAGUGCAUCACAGGUGUGGCCAAUCGCUAUUACCAAUCUGGAUAUUCAACAAAAUAACAAACACAUUAGUCAACAAGUUCUGAACUUCCCGCCGCAAACUCAAAACCGUAAUCGAUGUCUGGGAAGAAAUUCGCAACGACUCGGACAGCAUGUCACAGGCACGGUGAUGGACAAUUCACCGUUGACGAAUAAGUCGAUUUCAAGUCGCGCCAACGUAACCGCUCAACAGCAGCAACAGCUUUGUCAACAGCAGCACUUUGUCCAACAAAACGUCUCGCAACAACAGCACUCCCUUCAAGAACAGUUGCUGCAUCAUCAGCAGGUGCAACACAUGCAGAUACUGCUCCAGCAGCAGCCAGUUCGUCAACAACCUCCAAACGUUCUCUCCAACCAGAUAUCUUACCAGCGAGCUGCCCCUUACGUCAAUCAAUUAAAUCAGCACUCGUUUCAUGUUAUGCAACAGCAGCAUUUGAACCACCAACAAAACGUUAAUUUGCAAUCUCAGAAGUACAAUUUGUGUUUGCACGAGCAACGCGUAAGUCAAGAAAUCGAUCAGCAGCAACUAAAAGGCUGCACUCUCCAGCAGCCCGUCGAAUCUUUCGAUCAUCGCAUGAAUUCGUCAUCGAGUACUUCGGAAAAUUGCCUGCAGCCACGAUUACAGCUGAAUCAACGCCAAGGACAGCAUCGGACGAAUGAAAACUUGAUACAGAAUUUGUCUCCCGAACAUUAUCAAAUUCAGCCUCGGUGCGAACAAGCAUCGCAGCUCUGCCCUCCGGAACGGUAUCCCAACCAGGUGAGACCCUUAAACGCCGCGAGCAUCGUCGAGCCUCUAAAAAAUGGAAUUCAGUCGGUAAGAGACGAAGACGUGGUUGAAAAAACGGUACAACCGAAAGUUUUGCUGCAUGGUUACGAAGUUCAGCGACAUCGUAUAAACAAAGGUAGACAUUCUGGGAACAAGCAGGACAAUAUGCGAGGAUGCAGCCAACACGAAGUGCAAUAUCCUUCGACAAAUUUUGAGGCGACGAAGAAUUCUACGUUAAAUUUGAAAUUGAGUCAUCGACAUCAUCCAGUGGUCAGCCGCGUGGAAAAAAAUAAAAAUAUCGUCGGUACCCAAUCCGAAAAAGGAUCGACCAAGCAUUCCGUUGGGAUGCACUACGACACGAGAACCUCGUCAUGGCAAAAUAGUAGAAACAACGCAGCGUCCGCUCCUGUAACCAUUCAGAACGUUGUCUGCAAUACUUUCGAUCGCGUACCUCCUCUUCAUCAUCACAUCCCUCCGGCGGCCGUAUGGGUGGACGAAGUCGCCAGAAAAAAGAUAAAGACCGGCAAAGUUCUUUCCAAAAGACAGCGCCAAAAUGGCAUAGCGGAGACAAGAAACAACGUCGGGACCUCGGUCAGUCCGGGAGAGCCGUGCUCGGAUAAAAAUCAAACCGCGGUCCAAGGGGAAUCGACCGUGAGCAGCAGUCCUUCCUUCUUGGACGAUCCCAGCGGGUAUUUGGCCCAGCAGACGGCCCUGUUGAACAGCACGAUAUCCAGACAGACCGGCUCCAAUACCUCCCAAGUGUUGGCAUCGAACAACUUCGGAGCAUCUCAAGAGGCGAACUCCGGGCCCUUACCCGGCAACGCGUACUUCCUUCAGUCGAAAGCAGCCGGUGUCGAUCAUUUCGUCGGCACGACCGCGUGCAGUUUACUCAACGCCAACGUAACGUCUCCCGUCGAGGUUCACAGCAGCGCCGUACCGGUAACGGAGGCAAGUACUGGAGACCGCGAAGAAAAGUCAUUCGGAGGUUGCAUCUCGAGUGCCGACCCGCAGUCGUGUUUGCAAGACCUAUAUAAGCACGGUCGUUGUCCGCGUUCCACCUACGGCGACGACUGCGGGACCUUCGACGACGGAUCGUCGGUCAAUCGGCAGGUGGAUUCGAGACCCAUUCAAGGCGGCACCGUGAGUACCAGUCACGAGUCUCCGAUCGGGGCCAAAAGUCCCGGCAAUCCGGACGCCCCGUCCGAUGCGACUCCGAAAAAUCACGCUCCGGUCCAUCGAGCGUCCCGAAAUUCCUCUCAAGCUCCGAAGCAACUCCCCUACGCGAAUCAAGGACAGCGAUCGGCCCUCGAUCACAGAGAAGAACGCGCGUUCUCCCCCAACGCGUGUUCCUUGGCGACGUCGUCCGAAACCGCGGCGGGACAGGCGUCGGUGCUCGACGGGUAUCGAAUGGCGCGAGCCUCGACCACCCUGGGCAGUGGAACGUCCGCGGUUAUAACGACGAUGGCAAGCGGACACACCGUCAGCAGCAACACGAUCACGUCCGUAUUGGCGGGUAGAGCGAAUACGGCGACCGUGUCCAUAAACACCCCAUCCGUGAUACCGAAUCCGGCCAUAUCCAACAUGCCGUCGAGCAAAUUGACGCAGUCUACUUGUUCGAACGGUACGCCCGCCUCGCUGGUGAUGCCCAACUUGAGUCCGAGCCCCGUUUCCCCGGAGCAGAUGUCCACCGUAGGCGUGUCCAAGUCACCCCUGGAAAUGGUCCAAAGCGUGGUGAGCAGCAUUCAAGUGCCGCCGGAUAACGCGCGGCCCGCGCAACCGUCUCAGCUGCGUCUCCAGCAACAUUCUCAGUCGAACGUUCAAGUGCAGAACAUUUUGUCGUCCGGGGGAAUACUGAAGCACUCGCCGGGUUCCAGUUUGCCUUCCGGACAUAUACUCGUGUCGAGCGGAGGUCAGCUGAUAAUGGCGAACACCGGUUCGGGGCUCAACGGCGUGAUGGAGCUGUCGCCCGCGAAAAUGAUGUCAAACUCCAGUUCCGUUCCGCCGAUGGUGACCAGCGCGAGCGGGCCGGUCGGCCAGGUGAUUCCAGCGGUAGGGGUGGCCCAACAAGUGCUAGGGCAACCGACCGUCCUGGUCAACGCCAUUCAAGCCCCGAUGCUGAUCCAGCCCGGCGUAAUGGCCGUGGACGGGAUCGGGCAGAACGUGCCGAUUCCUCAUCUCACCGUUGCCACGGGCAACGUGCUGCACAACGCGUCCUCCAUUCUGGAGCAAGACGUCUCCAGGAACCUUGGGCCGAAUCAAGGGAUGCUCAACAAACAGCCGGUGUUGAUGUCGCCGGAGUCUUCUUCCAGCAGGAAGAAGCCCUGCAAGAAACGAAAAGGGAAUUCCCAGACGGUGCUACACAUCGCGUCUUCUCAGCAGAACGCCGGAGUGCUCGUUCAGUCGCAAGCCAACUUUUCUCAGCAGAACUUCCAAGCGCAGAACAUGGACGGACCCAUGCUGCAGGCCCUCACCAUAGUGCCCGGGAAAGCCGGAGCCCCCGCCCAGUUGGUUAUAAACGGCCAACCCGCUUCGAAUUCCGCGCAGUUCAAUUCUCAGCAAAUCAUCGCGAAUCAGCAUCCGCCUCAGCACAUUAAUUUAUUGCAGCCGGUUAAUUUAUUGAACAACCCCGCCGGGAUGGUAUCCAAUUUCCCCACCAUUCAACAGUUCAUCGUCCCGGGGCUGGGAAGCAUGGUCAUGUCGGCGGACGGGACGGCGACGCUGUUGCAGGACACCGGGAACAUGGGGAUGCAGCUGCAGAUACAAAACGUUAACGGCCAGAACGUGCUGACGCCCGUGCAGAGCCACGGAGGCAUCUUCGGUCCGAGCCAAAAUAUUCUGGCUGCCGGUCCAGCCGGAAUGGUCAUCCGGACGUCGCAGACGAGCAACGGGAAGCUUCUCCAGCAGCACAACUCCGGGGCUCAGUUCCUCUCGUCGAACAGCGGGCAAUUUUUAGUCAACGGCACCACGUCCUUCGGGAACCAGCUGAGUCCGAUCCUAGCGAACGUCAGUCCGAGCCACCAGCUGACUUUCAACGCGUCGCCCGUGCGGUCGUCCAACGUCCAAGGACAGCAGGAUUUCAUACAGAUGAACGGACAGACGCUGAUGGUCCCUUGCGCGACGGCGCAAAACAUGAUCGUUUCGUCGGCGUCGAACCAGCAGAGCACCACGUUCGUCCACCAGAACACGACGAUCGUUCAGCAGCAGACGACGAUGCUGUCGAACAAUCAGAUCCAAGGUUUCCACUCUACGGCCGACGGCGACGGAGGCGGCAUGGACCGGAACCGGUCGUACGUCUUGGGCCCGGGGGGCACGAUCCAAGAGAAGUCGUCCCGCUCGCCGAAGAGCACCGCCGGGUCGCCGCCCACGGAGCGGAGUCCCGAGCAGCGGCCCUACGUCCUGGACAAGUCGGGCCAGCGAGCUAGUCAAUACGGUCCCUCGAUGGUCAAGCAUUCGGUGUCCACGCAGACGGCGGGGAAUCAGACGAGCGCCGCGCAGUCGACGGGGUCGAGGCAGGCGUCCCCCCCGGACACGACGACGCACAGCCCCGGGAGCAGCCCGGCCGACACGACCACCCCCGGAGCCGCUUCACCCGCGCCCCUGAGACAUCGGUCGUCUUCGACGCCCAUGGUUCACUGUAUCUCGAGCAGCGAGCCGGACGCGGCCGACGCCCAGUCGACCGAAGAUUGGCCCGUGCCCGACGCGUUCGCUAAGGAAAUUUCUCUCGGACGGGCGGACGCGCACGAGAGGGCAUACGUAGAGUCGACGGUGACGACGGGGAUCCAGAUCUAUUCUACAAAUACCCUGGUGCAAUCCGAGAGGGUCGUUAACACGUUGGGGUGCAAUGAUAAAGAUCCCGCGCUCGGUCGAGGAAUCAAACGAAAGCUGGCCUCUGUCCGUUUCGUGCAUUCCAACCUGCUCGGAAACAAGAAUGGAAACGAAGCAGCCACAAACGAGUAACUUUGGAGAAGACGGACCGUGAAACGGUAGAGUAAGAGGUAACCGUAAACAUCUCAUCUUGCCCGACGCGGCGACGAUCGUUCUCCCUUGCGACGCAAACGUGUCGAGUCCUCGGCCGACGUUUUUUCUUUACGACGAGGCUCUGACCGCGGAAUUUUACGCCGUGCCGGAAUCUCGGAGGACGAGUGGGACGAAAUUUCCUGGCUUAGCAAUGUAUGAGCCGAACGACGGAAACUGCAUCGAGAAACACUGUGAAAAAUAAAGCGAUACCUCAAGACUUUCGAAGCGACUUACGUAAUUCUGUCUGACGAAACUUUCCUCUUAAACGCGAUGUACAACGUUUGUAAUAACACGAUAUUAUUAGAAGCUGAAAGAUAACUCGCUUUAGAUAGAUGUCGCAGAACGCGAAACAUGCCGUAGUGAUUGUACGUAUACGUUGAUUCGACGAAAACGAUAACACGGUACGUUGUCUACGGACCCCUUCCGGAUCUGGUCAAUCGCCAUUUCGCCCAUUUCACCCAUUUCGCCCAUUUCGCCCCAUUUCGCCUACUUCGCCCACUUUGCCCACUUUGCCCACUUCGCUCACUUUACUCAAUUCGCCAGGGGAAAGGGAAGAUCCCUUUCCGCUCUCGUGUCGCCGCGUAGUAUUUUCUUUUGCGUCUUCCCGCUUCAUCGAUAUGUAAAAACUGGAUACGUUAGAAUAAAUUGCGGAGAUGAAACGUUGCGACGCUUUCGGGCAGCUUCCUGGGCUUCCUCUAGGAUUUCGCCGGAACUCCCGGGAAGCUUCCCGUUGGGCCCCUCGUCCAUUCUUUACGCGUAGCGACGCGCGCGAAGGGAAACGUACGUUGUCCCGAAAUUACCCACAUCCGUUCCGAACGGGUUCGAUAUCCGUAUCGAUCGAAUUCCCGCGUUAUGCCGACUUUUCUCGCUUCGGGAUCGGCACAGGGGGAGGCGAGAUGUAAACGCUUUCACCGAAAUUCGAAAGAUUAGCGUAAUACGGAUACCGAACUUACGUAGAACGGACGUUUAUAAAACGACCUCGAUACGUCAGACUGAAAGUUUCGGACGUAUUCCCUGUUUUUGUUCACUACUUCUCGCAGUUGUGUAUACUUGUAUACUGUGUACUGACUUAUUUCUAAUCUAAGUAAAUGGUUUUUUAAAAACGA